AUGAACAAGCUUCUUGACUUUCAUCUAUCAUGUAAAGAUGAAUAUGCGAUGCUGCUAAAGAAAUAUAACAUAUUAUUCUAUGGAUAUGGAUGCAAACAGAACAUUCUUAAGCAGUUAUUUCCUAAUACGAAUAUAUUUAACUUUAGGUUUCAGAAAACAUCGAACAUCAUUGAGGAACUGAUGUUAGAAGGAAUCACCACACACAACAACAUAUACGAUAUUGAUAACGAACUAGCUGAAAGUGGUAAUGUGUUGACAUUGAUUAUUCUCAAUUUCAAUUUUAGCGCUUUUGAGUUUGUAAACCUGAAAAACAUCAGAAUUAUAGGCACAUUGGAAAAUAUUGAUUUUGCAAUUACUAAGCAAGACAUAGAACAGUUCAAUUUCAUUUAUAGGGAUCUAACCACAUUUGAGAACUAUGCAGAGGAAACCAUUGAUAUUGAUCUAUAUUUCAGUAAGACAACAAAUGCACUUAUGGUUCUAGAAAGUGUUUCAAAGAAAUCAAAAAUGAUAUUUUGCAAUUUACUGAAGAUUGGAGACUGCUACCUGAAUCAAUUGUUCAAUGCUGUUAAAAUAAGAUUGAUGAUUAGUAAGAAACAGAUGAUUGUUGACUUAUUGAACGAGUUUGUUGAUCAUGGAAUAGUGAAGAUAAUAGGCGGGACCAAUUUAACAAUAAACCUGAAUAAAAAGGAUAGGAUGGAAUUACUAGCAAAUGAACAGGUUAAACAAUACUUGGAAUCAAAGUAG
Molecule: messenger RNA, 744 nt
Organism: Enterospora canceri
Lineage: Eukaryota; Fungi; Microsporidia; Enterocytozoonidae
Source: the annotation of a GenBank genome assembly